Molecule: messenger RNA, 332 nt
Organism: Sphaeroforma arctica JP610
Lineage: Eukaryota; Ichthyosporea; Ichthyophonida
Exons: 1
Source: RefSeq, a predicted model, not a curated record
CAGAUCUGGACGUCGCCGAUGAAAAUGCCACAGAGUCGCUGGUAGAGGCGGCGAUGAAUACGCGUUAUAGCGACAAUGUGGAACGGUCGAGAGGGGUAGCACGAAGACACUCGCCACACCAGGCAGCACCAGCACAGCUGUCAGUGACAUCCACUCACACGCUCACCCAGACCCACGCACACGCACACGCACACCACCACACACACACACACAGCCGACUCAACUCAUUGUCCCAGUCACAGGUGAAUGCACAUCUGCCGGAGGAUUCAGACACACAUACGCACACACCCCCCCCGGGCAAGCCACUGGCGUGUCAUGGACGGGUGGCGCAG